UGUGAAUCAUUCGUUUUUUCCAAUAAUACCCUCCACCAAUGGCAGCCUCAUUAUAUAAAUUGGAGGUGUUCUUCCCGUUUUACCCUUUCCUUUUCAGCUCGGAAACAAAGAGAGCUUCCUCACUCUCAUCCUUCCCUCCAAACAGAUAAUUAAUCAAUCUCGAAGAUCGUAAUAUUCGGGGUUUUGGAGUUCGAUUAAGCUUGGAGAAUAUUGUGUCCUUAUCAACUGUUUCAAGUUAUGAAUACUAGAAGGGACAUUCGUGGUAACAGAGCUGCUCUUUUUGAUGGCAUGGAGGAGGGUGGAAUCAGAGCUUCAUCAUCAUACUCCUCCCACGAAAUCGAUGAACAUGAUAACGAAAGGGCCAUGGAAGGAUUGCAAGACAGAGUUAUUCUGCUGAAGAGAUUGUCAGGUGAUAUCAACGAGGAAGUGGAUAAUCAUAACCGCAUGCUUGACCGGAUGGGCAAUGAUAUGGAUUCGUCUAGGGGAGUGCUAUCAGGAACCAUGGAUCGAUUUAAGACGGUACUUAUAGACUUAUCAUUAAUCGAAUUUUCAUCAAAGUACUCUAUUAUGCUGUAUCAUUUAUUUUUAUUUUCCUGGGUGUUGUUUUCUCCUCAAGGUUUUCGAGACCAAAUCAAGCCGGAGAAUGUUUACGCUAGUGGCAUCAUUCGUGGUUGUUUUUCUAGUCAUUUACUAUCUCACCAGGUAAAAUCCAUAUGAUGAAUUUGAUGCACAACACAACUACUAGAUUCAUAUUGAAGCUAAGUUGGAGAAGAAAAACCUUACCUCUUUUCUGUUUGCAAAAAUCAAUCUUUACCAUCCUUGCUUGUAAGAUAAAUCAUUCUGGCUUGGCAUAUGUAAAAAGGAUAUUUCACAAUGUAAUGAAUGGAUUUGAAUGAAUGCAUAAAAAAAAAAUUGGUAUUGAGUUUUU
Molecule: messenger RNA, 928 nt
Organism: Cannabis sativa
Lineage: Eukaryota; Viridiplantae; Streptophyta; Magnoliopsida; Rosales; Cannabaceae
Product: bet1-like SNARE 1-1
Exons: 5
Coding region: 238-717 (159 amino acids)
Source: RefSeq, a predicted model, not a curated record